AUGGCAGCCCCAGAAUCUAAGACCCUAACGGCAUCCUGCCACUGCCGCAACGCAAAUUUCUCUCUCACUAUACCCAAGAGUGACCUGCCACUCAAGGUGCAUGUCUGUCACUGCUCCAUCUGCCGUCAAACUCACGGAGCGCUCUGUUCAUUCCAUGGCCCUGUUCCGUCCGGCAUCGAACCGCAGUUCAUCGCGCCUUCCGGACUCGAGAAGUUAACCGGCUAUGCGCAUCCAUAUUCACAAUCAACACGGUAUUUUUGCACUAAUUGCGGCUGUCACAUCGGCGACCGUGACCAUGACAACGGAGAUUGGUACAUCUCUGUUUCGGUAUUCGACGCCAACGCUAACGAGGGGUUGUGGGAGAUUGGCUCACAUGCUUUCACAAACUCCACCCGGGAUGGUGGAAUGUCUGAACUCAUUCCUCAGAUCAGGGGCCAGACGGUCAAGGUGUGGAAUCCGCAGGAGAGUCCGGCGUCCGAGGAAUUACCAGUGGUUCCAGCGAGUGAGGACGAUCAAUUACUUGCCCAAUGCCACUGUGGUGGCGUUUCGAUGACCAUAUCCCGUCCUCACAGGGACUACCCGGUCGGCUCUGCAGGCCGUAAAUGGGGACUGUCGCUUGCUCACUGGUACCCACGCGAUUGCGUGGAUAUUGGUUCCGACGGACCACAUCUCGCCGUCGCUACCAGGAGACCUUCUGAUAGGGUCUUCGAAAAACUUCUUGUCCAGCGAAGGGACUCUAGGUUCGUUCUGCGGGACUUGUGGUGCAACCGUGUUUCGUAG
This is a messenger RNA of Aspergillus viridinutans, 780 nucleotides long. Its product is annotated as GFA family protein. Gene Ontology annotation, molecular function: carbon-sulfur lyase activity. Lineage: Eukaryota; Fungi; Ascomycota; Eurotiomycetes; Eurotiales; Aspergillaceae. The record is from RefSeq and is a predicted model, not a curated record. Bases 1 to 780 code for a protein of 259 amino acids. The transcript is spliced from 2 exons.